CUGCUGCUCUGAGAAGGAGCCUCAAAGGUGGCGCUUGGUCCCCCAAGGCGUUUUACAACACCUGAAUGGCUGCCACCAAUUAAAUUCUCCAACUAGCAAAAAAGAACCAACAUUCCAGAUCGUUUCUACUGUAAGUGACCAAAGCCUGCGCUUGUCCUGGGGGCUGCUGGCCCUUUAAGAGGAGCAGCGGGGAGGGAGGAGGGUCGGAGCAUCUUGGCUGCAGUGUUUUUGUCUCUCAGUGAGCGCUCCUGGGCCGAGAAGGUUGAAAGGAUUUCCAGAGAGGGGCCAGGUAAGCGCUGUGUUGACUGUUGAGGGAAAGAGAAGUGAGGAAGAGCGAGGAUCCUGGGGAGGAGACAUCCCAUCCUCACAGCGCAAGCAGCUGGUGAGAGUUUGUGUGUGUGACUGAAAAGCAGCUGCUGGUUCGUCAUGGCUCAGGUGCUGCACAUGGACCCUGGCUUCCCAGGGAAACUCAACUCGCCUGCUCCUCCGACGCUGCACACCAAAGAACAGGAGGCGCCCUACUCAGUGGAGACCCCCUAUGGCUACCGUCUGGACCUGGACUUCCUCAAAUAUGUUAACGACAUAGAAAAGGGUAACACUAUUAAAAAGGUGCCUAUACAGCGCCGGCCGCGCUAUGGCUCCCUGCCUCGGGGGUACGGCUACACCGGCUCCUGGUGGACCUCCACGGAGUCUCUGUGCUCCAAUGCGAGCGUGGAGAGCAGGCAUUCCUCUUAUUCCUACUGUGCCCCAGGCUACCACACAUCACAGAGACCCAGCUUUAGCACAGCUCGGGUGGAGAAGACCCUUUUAGACGCUCGCAGGAAGCUGGAGGAGGAGAAAGAAGGGAGGAGAUUCUCCAACCUCGGCAGCAUGAACAACAGUAUGGCAGGGUCCAACACCUCCCUUAGCAGUGCGCACAGCUUCAACCGGGCACACGGUGGGGGUGGGACCUUCACUCCUAUGAGCUCGGGCCUGUCCACACCAGUGACUCCGACCCCUGCGCAUUUGCAACAUGUCAGAGAGCAGAUGGCUGCAGCCCUGAGGAAGAUAAAAGAGCUGGAGGAGCAGGUGAAGACCAUCCCUGUGCUGCAAGUUAAAAUCUCUGUGUUGCAGGAGGAGAAAAGGCAGCUCAGCGUUCAGCUCAAAAGCCAAAAGUUUCUUGGACACACUCUGGGUUUUAGCCGAGGUCGAAACCGUGGGGAGCUGUACAUCGACAUUCCUGAGGAGGAGGUAGGCACGGCAGCUAAAAGCACCAAGACAACAGAGUCAUUGUCUCCGACUGAAGUCUCUAAGCAGGAUUCAGGCUGUGAAAUCGAGGACACAGUGAUUGUGGGUGGAGCCCGACCAGAUGGUAAGAGAGAAGUUCGCACCAUUGGAGUUGGACCAGAGGGGUCUUGGGGCAGUCGUGAUGUGGGGGUCUGGGUUCGAGAGAAGGAUCUGGGUCUUCUCCCAGAAGCAGAGGUUCUCAAAGAUCAAGUUGGUCAGCUUGAGGGGAAGCUAAAGAGGACUCUGCAAGAACUGCAGGCUGCACAGCUGCAGAAGGCUCCACAGGCAGAGCAUCCGGUAAUGGCAACCAGCAUUGGGUGGCAGGAACCACAAGGCAGCAGUCUGCACACUCUGGUCAGCUUCACACAGCAGCCACAGCAGAGGGAGCAGAGAACUGUGGGGAUCCAGGUGUACACACUGGAGAAACCUACGGUAGUGGAGGUGGGCACGCUGCUCCGAGCAGAGACCUGCAGCUCUCCCUCACUUCAGCCAGCGGGUGGAGUUACAGAAGGUCACCACAAAGGACAAACUGAAGCCCCCGUUGAGUUGCCGAUUGCAGUCAGCUCCAAGCAGGUCCGUGACGUCCUGAAAAGUGGACUGUCCACCUCUGUACCCGUCAGUAAUCCUGCCAUCGUUGUAGCAUCUGGUGAUCAGAUUGGCUUGGUGCAAACCAAAGAAGAGUCUCCCGAGGUCUUUUCUAAAUCAGCCUCAUCUCCCCAGUCCUCGCUGAGAUCAAUUAUGAAGCGGAAAGCAGAAGGUGAACCAGGCUCCCCCUCUACAAAGAAAAACCUGCAGUUCAUUGGAGUCAAUGGAGGGUACGAGUCCACCUCUUCAGAUGACAGCAGCAGUGAGAGUUCAGACGAUGGGAGCGACUCCAGUGAAUACCAUGAAGCAAGAGAAAAACUUCCAGAGUCCACCAAUCAGCUCCAGCGUGUAACUGUUAAUAAAACUCCCCAACCCCAAGAAGAAAGCACCAGUGUACCUCAACAAACUGCCAUAAAAAUGCCAGCUAUAACCCACUUACAAGACACAAAACUGCCGGAAAAUGCUCAUCAGUCACCAGCGACUGACUCUGAGCGAAAAUGUGCCUCCCACACAUCGACGACAAACUCCACCUCAAUGCCUCCAGCCAAGGAUUCUGCCUCCCCUGUGGACCAAAUAGCAGAUAAGCACACUGUUACCCAGGAGAUCACUUCCACAUCACCUAACUCCGAAUCUGCACCAAUCGCCAUUAAGUGUUCUUCAACAUGCAUCACUAAAUCUGCAGAGGUAAACCCUCUGUCACAAACGUCUACCACCUCCUGUCAGCCAGAGUCCAAAGCAGCACCUGAGAGCGUUAAACACGAGUCCUCUAAACCAGUCAGGCUUGAGCUGAGUGAAAGCCUGAUGUCGGCUCUCUAUACUCUGCAGAAAGCCCUGGGGGAGCCCAAUGCUUUCAGCCAACAAGCAGCAAGGACGGCCUACACCAUCGUCCUACAGGAGUGGCUGCGUGUGUCCUGUCACAAGGCAGCCAACACAGCGGUCGUCAAGGCCUACAUGGACACCUUUGCCUCCAUCUCCCCUCAGCUGCUGGAAUUUGUGAUCAACAUGGCAGAUGGCAACGGGAACACGGCGCUGCACUACACUGUCUCUCACUCCAACUUCCCUGUGGUCAAACUCCUGCUGGACACUGGCCUGUGCAAUGCUGACAAGCAGAACAAGGCCGGCUACACAGCCAUCAUGUUGACGGCUCUGGCUGCCUUUCACUCUGACAGCGACCUCCAAACUGUCCUGCAGCUGCUCCGCACCGGAGACGUCAACGCUAGAGCCAGCCAGGCUGGUCAGACGGCGCUGAUGCUCGCCGUGAGUCACGGACGAGGGGAUAUGGUCCGGGCGCUGUUGUCCUGUGGAGCUCAGGUCAACAUCCGUGACGAUGAUGGCUCCACUGCCCUCAUGUGUGCCUGUGAGCACGGUCAUGUGGACAUUGUUCGUCAGCUGCUCUCUGUCCCAGGCUGCGAUGCGACACUCACCGAUAACGACGGCAGCACUGCUCUGUCCAUCGCCCUGGAGGCCAGCCAAAACGACAUUGCUGUACUCCUGUAUGCCCACCUUAACUUUGCCAAGCCUCCUUCACCUGUGUCGCCUAAGUCGCCUCUCUUGGGUUCCUCUCCUCCAUCUGGUGAACCAAAAUAAACUCGUCUCCUGCAGCUCGCAGCAGCUUCCACUCAUGUUUCUCCAUCCUUGUAAUUUAGAAAAAAAAACACAGUGUGUCUGUUCAUGUAUUUGUUCCACUCUGAAAGUUUUAGGUACAUCACAUUGUGCAUAUAAUAAUAACAUGACAGCUUAAAACAUU
Poecilia latipinna (sailfin molly) is the source of this 3598-nucleotide messenger RNA. RefSeq names its product KN motif and ankyrin repeat domains 2 (gene kank2). Gene Ontology annotation, cellular component: cytoplasm. The record is from RefSeq and is a predicted model, not a curated record. Gene Ontology annotation, biological process: negative regulation of transcription by RNA polymerase II; negative regulation of G1/S transition of mitotic cell cycle; negative regulation of intracellular estrogen receptor signaling pathway. Gene Ontology annotation, molecular function: protein binding. The coding region runs from base 427 to 3438 and encodes 1003 amino acids. The transcript has 14 exons. Lineage: Eukaryota; Metazoa; Chordata; Actinopteri; Cyprinodontiformes; Poeciliidae.